Rhea pennata is the source of this 3774-nucleotide messenger RNA. RefSeq names its product Rho guanine nucleotide exchange factor 3 (gene ARHGEF3). Gene Ontology annotation, biological process: positive regulation of Rho protein signal transduction; intracellular signal transduction. The transcript is spliced from 13 exons. NCBI's taxonomy places the organism in Eukaryota, Metazoa, Chordata, Aves, Rheiformes, Rheidae. Bases 118 to 1815 code for a protein of 565 amino acids. The record is from RefSeq and is a predicted model, not a curated record. Gene Ontology annotation, molecular function: guanyl-nucleotide exchange factor activity.
GCCGUUUUGUCUUCGUUUUCCGAAAAACUUUCUACAUUUAUUCGGGGCCAAAUCUUUCACAAGCGUAGGUUCAGGAGGAAAGCCAUGUGAACGAAGGGCUGAAGUCCCAGAAAAAAGAUGAAUUCUGAAAGCUCAGCGCUUACUGUGAGUAGCCCUGCAGUAAUAAACCAAUGUGCCAGAGAAGGAAUGGAAGAAGGAAAAGUUUGGCCAAAACAACAGCAACAGAACAAUUUUUCCUUGUUUCCUUCUACUAAGGGCUGGAAUUUCAGAGGGAAAAAACGAAAACAGAGUACUCAGGAUGAAGAUACAAUCAGUAUCUGCAGCCUGGAUACAAGUGAGCCGAGUACGAAACGGGUCAAGCCUCUUUCUAGAGUUACAUCACUAGCAAGCCUAAUUCCUCCUGUACGGGCCACUCCAUUGAAGCGGUUCAGCCAGACACUUCAGCGCUCCAUCAGUUUCCGUAGUGACAGUCGCCCAGAUCUGUUCAGUCCGCGACCGUGGUCUCGAAAUAUGCCUCCCGCUAACACAAAGCGAAGAGAUAGCAAACUGUGGAGUGAGACCUUCGAUGUUUGUGUAAAUCACAUGCUUACAUCUAAAGAAAUCAAGCGUCAAGAGGCUAUCUUUGAACUUUCUCAGGGAGAAGAAGACUUGAUAGAAGAUCUGAAGUUAGCAAAAAAGGCAUAUCAUGACCCUAUGCUUAAACUUUCCAUAAUGACAGAGCAAGAGUUGAACCAAAUUUUUGGAACAUUGGACUCUUUAAUUCCUCUACAUGAAGAUCUUUUAAGGCGGCUUCAAGAAGUCAGGAAGUCUGAUGGAUCAACAGAACAUGUUGGCCACAUCCUUGUGGGCUGGCUUCCUUGCCUAAACUCCUACGAUAGCUACUGCAGCAAUCAAGUAGCAGCCAAAGCUUUAUUGGAUCACAAGAAACAAGAUCACAGAGUGCAAGAUUUCCUACAGCGCUGCUUAGAGUCUCCAUUUAGUCGCAAGCUGGACCUUUGGAAUUUCCUUGACAUCCCAAGAAGCCGUUUGGUUAAAUACCCAUUACUACUCAGAGAGAUUCUGAGACAUACCCCAAACGAUCACCCAGAUCAACAGCACCUUGAAGAAGCUAUAAAUAUAAUUCAGGGUAUAGUGGCUGAAAUCAACAUAAAGACCGGUGAAUCUGAAUGCCAAUAUUACAAAGAAAGACUUAUUUAUCUUGAAGAAGGCCAAAGAGACUCAUUGAUUGAUAAUUCACGUGUUGUGUGCUGCCAUGGUGAACUGAAGAAUAACAGGGGAGUGAAACUGCAUGUCUUCCUCUUUCAAGAAGUGUUAGUGAUUACUCGAGCUAUCACCCAUAAUGAACAGCUCUGCUACCAGCUAUACCGGCAGCCAAUUCCAGUGAGGGAUCUUGUGCUAGAAGACUUGCAAGAUGGAGAGAUGCGAGUGGGUGGAUCCAUACGUGGUGCAUUUAGCAACAAUGAGAGAAUCAAAAACUUCUUUAGAGUCAGCUUCAAAAGUGGAUCUCAAAGCCAGUCUCACUCACUACAAGCCAAUGACUCCUUCAACAAGCAGCAGUGGCUUAACUGUAUCCGUCAGGCCAAAGAAAAGAUUACGUGUGCAGGAAAAGCCAGAGUGCUGAACUCAGAAGCACAUUUUCUUUUGUCACCAAGUGGAAGCAGAGUAUCACAGGGAGAAACCACCCUUGAGCAAAUGGACCAAUCAGACGGCGAGUCAGACUGUAGUAUGGACACGAGCGAGAUCAACAUUGACUGUGAACGCAUGGAGCAGACAAACUCUUGUGAAAGUGAAAAACAAAUAGAAACUGAUGUUUGACAAAAAUUAAGGUUCAUGGAAGAAAACGUGCAUCUUACCUGUACAGUAUUUGCAUUCCAUACAUGGAACCCUUUGGAGAAGCACUUUUAAAAUACUUUUUUGUGACAGUGUCAACGCAGUCCUCCUUGUAUUUGUACCUAUGAGUGUAGUACUGUAAAUGCCAAUCUGUGUAAGCUGGAAUCUCUUGCAACUCAUAUCCUGUGAUUAUAUUCCAUAAACAUCUAAGAUGGAUGAAAGAGGUACUUGACCAGUUAUUCUCAAAGUCCUGCUGUAAACAGAAUCUCUAAACUACUGUUUAUAUGUGCAUUACAUAAAAAAAAAAAAUCUUUUUAUAGUUUGUAAAGUGCUUUAUUUGCCCUUUAAUGUGGCAGCUGACAACAUGGACUUAAUACGGGGUUUCAGGAUGGAUAUCAAAAUCAUAAGUUUUCACAAAGGUCUAUAAAGAAAAGAUAGUUUCUUGACAGGGAAGAAAAACGUCUUUCAGUAACCUAUAUACCUCUUGUGGUAUUACAUGAACAAGAAAUAUAGAUGGCGAGCCAUGUAACCAGUGACUCUUUAGGGCUUCAUUUUUCAAAAUGAAGAACUUGCACCAAAAUCCAGCAACCAACAUUAAAAUCUGAUCAGUUAAAAGUAGUCAGCAUGGUGCAAUAAUUUACACAUCAAAGCAUGUAAUGCUAAAAAUAAUCAACUGAAAAAAAAACCACACAGCCAGCACCAAAUUAAAUGCUGGGAAUACUGGGUAUUUAAGUUGCUAGCUUUCUUUCAGUGCCAUAUAUAGCUCUACUAUCCCAAACAGGACAAGAGCUGAGAAAGUUUUUUCUUGUGAAUAUGCCCUCUUCAGCAUUUUGCACUCUGCUGACCUCCACUGUUGGUUUUAAACACUGCUAAAGUAAUGUUAAAACAUUUAAGUUUCUGUAAAUGUCUGUUUACAGUUACAUGCAGUUGGGUUUAAAACUAAAUGACAGUUUUAUAUAAAUGGUGCUCUACAAGUAUCCUAUGGGAUUAGGUAGAGAAAGUUUCAACAAAAAGGGAAUUGAUUUUCCUAUAGGAUAUAUUACAUCCCUUAUAUUUUUGUCAAGUUUUGUCUUAAAAGUUUUUGUUGUAUUUAAUCUUGUGUAAUUGGCAAUGUCACUGUAUUUUCCAGUGGCUGAUUUAAUCUACUCAUGAUGAGAAGCAAAUGAGUUGCUUAAAAAUGCAGCCUAAAACACUCAGUUUGAUAUCCUGUCACUUUUCAGGAAUCCCUUCCUAAUAUUUUAUUUCUUCAUAUAAGAAAUAAUACCAGUCGGCUGAAUGGUAGUAUGGCAAGCUAUGAAACUGAUAUACUAAUAAAUUUAAAUGAUGCUUGAUAUCAAACAGGAUGACCUGUGCAAAGUACUUGUAACAACACAAGUAGUAAAACUGCUAAGUUACUGCCAAAAACAUUUAUUUCUCGUGUUCCACACGUUUACAGAAAAUAGUAAAUGUCAAGUAUCUUACAUAUAUAUAUUCUGAUGUGCAUUACAGAAAUCAGUGUGACAGCAUGGUAAACAGUAUAAAACAAGUUAUAUUUCUUUAUUUUUCAAAAAAUAUUGUAUGUUUUACCCUAUAGAAAAUAUUUCUGUAUUUAUAGUUUUUCAGAAAAGGUAAUUUUUUUUUCUGUUUCAGGCUUUGUAAUUUAUUUCAACUGCUUCAUUUUUAGAGCUGAAUGAGUGUGCCAGUGAAGACAAGAGAAAAGAAAAUUGUACAGAAGAAAAGGCGUAGGAAAGCGUUAUUAGGUGAUGAACUGUUUUCAUAAAACUUACUCAGCAAUAUAUUUAAAAAGAGAAAAAGGCAUGUAAAAUGUUCGGCUAGGGAAGAAAAGAAAGAAUGUAUGUAUUGUGUUUUUGUUUGUUUUUGUUUUUUUUUUUUUUUUUUUUUUUUUUAAUAAUAGCCUUAAACUUUUCUGGAAGCAUUUUAAAUAAAUCAGAUAAAACUUUUGAA